UAGAUCUCUAGCUAGUUAUCGAACGAAGCAAAAAGUUAUCUAGCUUUAAGAAAACCAAACAAAAAUGUUUUCUUCUUCUUCUUCUUUUAAUUUCUUAGCAGCAGUAUUCUCUUUGCUUGUAGUUUUCAGCUUUUUCACCAAAUCAAAUGCUCAGUUGAAUUCUGAUUUUUAUUCAUGUACAUGUCCAAAUGUUUCCAACAUUGUCCGAAGUGUACUUCAGCAAGCUUUGAAAUCUGAUGCACGGAUUGGUGCUAGCCUCAUUCGACUUCAUUUCCAUGAUUGUUUUGUUAAUGGAUGUGAUGCAUCAAUAUUGUUGGAUAAUAAUGCAACAGCCAAAAUAGUGAGUGAGAAAGAUGCAGCUCCAAAUGCUAAUUCCCUGAGAGGUUUCAAUGUUGUUGACAAAAUUAAGACUGCAGUUGAGAAUUGUUGCCCCGGUGUUGUCUCUUGUGCUGACAUUCUUGCACUUGCUGCUGAAGCCUCAGUUUCUCUGGCAGGUGGUCCUUCAUGGAAUGUGUUACUGGGAAGAAGAGACAGCAAAAUUGCAAAUCAAGCCGGAGCUAAUACUUCUAUUCCUUCUCCUUUUGAAGACAUAAACAACAUUACUACAAAGUUUUCUGCCGUUGGGCUUAAUAUUACUGAUUUAGUCGCUUUAUCAGGUGCUCACACAUUUGGACGUGCAGAAUGUCGUGUAUUCAGUGUGCGGCUUUACAAUUUCAGUGGCACUGGAAAUCCUGAUCCCACAUUAAACAAAGCUUACUUAGCCAAAUUAUUGAAAAUAUGUCCACAAAAUGGAAGUCCAACUGCUUUGGCAAAUCUUGAUCUUACAACUCCAAAUAAAUUCGACAACAAUUAUUUUGCAAAUUUGCAGAAUAACAAAGGUCUUUUGCAGUCAGAUCAAGAGUUAUUUUCAGCAAAUGGUGCAUCAGCAGUUUCCACUAUUGUUAUCACAUUUAGCACUAACAAAAAUGCCUUUUUUCAGAGCUUUGUGGAGUCAAUGAUUAAUAUGGGGAAUAUUAGUCCAUUAACAGGGACUAAUGGAGAAAUUAGAUCAGACUGUAAGAGAGUCAAUUGAAGGAAGUUUUAUUUGUUUAGAUUAAUUAUUAGUGCAUUCCGUUAUUUCAUCUUAUUGUAACAUAAUUAUUAAUAACUAUUUGAGGAUUGGGAUUUUAAUUUGA
Messenger RNA from Lycium barbarum (goji berry), 1175 nucleotides. Its product is annotated as peroxidase A2-like. Lineage: Eukaryota; Viridiplantae; Streptophyta; Magnoliopsida; Solanales; Solanaceae. Gene Ontology annotation, biological process: response to oxidative stress; hydrogen peroxide catabolic process. The transcript is spliced from 4 exons. The coding region runs from base 65 to 1072 and encodes 335 amino acids. The record is from RefSeq and is a predicted model, not a curated record. Gene Ontology annotation, molecular function: heme binding; peroxidase activity.